GGCCAGUGUAUGUGCCCUUGAACCCCUACCAUAGCCUAUGUCAACCCAGAAGACACAGAGUCCCCUCCUCCUCCCUCUCCCCAUUCCAAGCUUUAAAAUGUGGAGGGGCUGCUCCCCAAUUCCCCUUGCCCUGGUUCAGCACAGAUUCCUUUCCUGGCCCAACACCCAGAAGCCACUUCCUUGGGCAGUGUUUGUACUUCAAAUCUUGAAGUAUAACAGCAGGAAACAUCUGGGUUAACUGUCCAUCUUACCUGUAGGAAAGAUGAGGUUUCUCAAGGCUGUAAGACUUACCCAAAGCCUCACAGCUCCGCCUAAGUAACUCAGCACCUGUUCCCAAUCAGUUCCAAGCCUUGAAUUCUGCCUCUGAAUUACUACUUCUAGAUUCCAUGCCCCACAUCCAGGCCCCUACCCACCUGGUCCCCACAUCAGCCCACGACUCCUUCCUACUAAAAUCUUCCCAAGGCCCCCCAGCGCCCAUAGGAUCAUGACCAAUCAGCUUAGCCUAUAAGACCCUUUGACCUCACUUACCUGUCCAGCCACCUCUCUCUUCUAAGAGAAGCUGUGAUCUGAGAACCACAUCCUGCAUCCUGCAUAAGCUAAACAACUGUCACCUAGGUCUUUGCCUCAGGUUACGCCUUCUGCGGAAUGCCUUCUCCCCUGACUGUACUUGAUGGAAACCCAUUUUUCAUGCAAGGCUUUUUUCAGAGUCUUUUCUCCACUGAGCUAUCAUUUUGCUGGGUCACCUCCCCACCUGGACUUUGGAGCUCCUUGAAAACUGCGCUAUGUCCCAUGCACACUGUUGCUUCCAGCGCCCAGAGCAGGGCCAGGCACAGAACUGGUGCUCGAUAGAUGGUGCCCUGGAUAAAAGAGACUCCCAUCUAAAGAGUCCUUCACACCAUAGUGGCUCACUCCCUGCUGAUGGGAUGGGACUCCAUCCCUCCCGUCCAGGCAGCACAACUAUGUAGGAAGCUGGAGAUGUUGGAGGAUAACACCAAGUUUGGCUGCUUUCCUCCCAUUGCCCAGGAUUGCCUUUCAAGGUUUUCCAUCUUGGAGGUUGGUGGAAAAGGGAGAGGGAAGAAGAGAGCCAGAGAAGAGCAGUAGCCAACUAAGAUCUUUUUUGUAGAGGAAGAAGGCCCUAGCAUCUGAAGGCCCAGGGGCAGUGACAAGGAGCGGGGGAAGAGGUUGCUGCCUGGCUGCCCUCCCCGCCCCUACACACCCUGUGGAGAGCAGGUCUCACAACUGCCUCCUUUCCUGUCCCUAAUUAGCAGCUGCCCCCCACACAUUGUCCCAUGCAAGCACCCCAGCCAAAGCCUCUUUUGUGCUCCCAGAUUCCUAGGUGCAAGGUGGCCUCAUUAGUGCCCGGAGACCGCCCCAUCUCCAGGGAGCAGGCAGACAGACAAGGAGGGGACCAGCGGCACAGUGAUCCAACUCCAGCCUCUGAGCGCCUUGGCGGCCAUUCCUUGGGCCCAGCCUGGAGACGGCCCCCCCGCUGGAGUCUAAUCUUAGAUUUGCCUUUGUCUGGCCCCAGAGUAGAUGCAAGUGCCCAUCUCUCCCCCACCACCUCAGAGCACUAUAAACCCCAGGCCUCUGGUAGCAGGUUGCAGUUCACGGCCUCAAAGUUCCUGGCUAUUUGGACCACCGCCGACGACACCUUUCCUGGCUACCCUACUCUGAGCUCCAGGUACCAUGAACCCUUCCUCUGCAAAGGUCUCCUGGGCCACCGUGACGCUGCUGCUCCUGCUGCUGUUGCUGCCGCCUGCGCUGUUGUCGCCAGGGGCGGCCGCGCAGCCCCUGCCUGACUGCUGCCGUCAGAAGACCUGCUCCUGCCGCCUCUACGAGCUGCUGCACGGCGCGGGCAAUCACGCGGCCGGCAUCCUCACGCUGGGCAAGAGGCGGCCGGGGGCCCCGGGACUCCAGGGCCGGCUGCAGCGCCUCCUGCAGGCCAGUGGCAACCACGCGGCCGGCAUCCUAACCAUGGGCCGCCGCGCAGGCGCAGAGCCAGCGCCGCACCCAUGCCCAGGGCGCCGUUGUCCCGCUGCGGCCGCCUCGUCUGUCGCGCCUGGGGGACCGUCUGGGGUCUGAGCCCUUGUUCAGGUCCUGUCCUGGCCCUACUCUGUCCCUGCCCUCUCCCCUCUGCCCCAGCUCUCUCCCCUCUGCCCUCCCGGUGUCAGCCCCCAGAAAAAGGGCAAUAAAGACGAGUCUCUGUUA
Molecule: messenger RNA, 2208 nt
Organism: Vicugna pacos (alpaca)
Lineage: Eukaryota; Metazoa; Chordata; Mammalia; Artiodactyla; Camelidae
Gene: HCRT
Product: hypocretin neuropeptide precursor
Biological process (GO): temperature homeostasis; positive regulation of transmission of nerve impulse; neuropeptide signaling pathway
Cellular component (GO): perinuclear region of cytoplasm
Molecular function (GO): type 2 orexin receptor binding; type 1 orexin receptor binding; neuropeptide hormone activity
Source: RefSeq, a predicted model, not a curated record